Messenger RNA from Hipposideros armiger (great roundleaf bat), 390 nucleotides. RefSeq names its product homeobox protein engrailed-2. The annotation marks the transcript as partial. The transcript has a single exon. Lineage: Eukaryota; Metazoa; Chordata; Mammalia; Chiroptera; Hipposideridae. The record is from RefSeq and is a predicted model, not a curated record.
CUGGGCUUGGCGCAGCGGCACAAGAUGCGGCGCUCGAGCCUCCCGGGCGCUCGGUCACCGCGCCGAAAUGGGCGCGGGCAGAGUCGCCGCCGCCUACAGCCAGACCGCCUCUGAACAGGAAGCCGUGCGCCGGGCGCGGAGGCCCGCCCCCAUGUAGCGAUGAGCCCGCCAGCCCCAGGGACGGGCGCGAGGGGCGGGGGAGAGGGCGGGGGAGAGGGCGGGGGAGAGGGCGGGGGAGAGGGCGGGGAAGCGGGGCUGCAGCUGCAGGGAAGCUGCGCCUCUGCCACUGAUCAGAGGCCGCUUCGCCAGGUAGCUGCAGCGUCCAUGUUGACGGCCCAAAGCGGAAGUCGCUAGGCAGAACGGAAGGGGAACCUGCAGGGGGACUCCCGA